Messenger RNA from Alexandromys fortis (reed vole), 4853 nucleotides. It is a transcript of the gene Igf2bp2, whose product is annotated as insulin like growth factor 2 mRNA binding protein 2. The coding region runs from base 563 to 3136 and encodes 857 amino acids. The transcript is spliced from 15 exons. The record is from RefSeq and is a predicted model, not a curated record. Gene Ontology annotation, molecular function: mRNA 3'-UTR binding. Gene Ontology annotation, biological process: nervous system development; regulation of gene expression. Lineage: Eukaryota; Metazoa; Chordata; Mammalia; Rodentia; Cricetidae. Gene Ontology annotation, cellular component: cytoplasm; nucleus; cytosol.
UUCCAGCAGCAGUAAAACGCAGAGAGGAAAUGUGUGAAGGCUUGAUGAAAGCCAGAAUUGAAAUGUCAGUAAAUAUCUAAAUGAGAAAGAAUUCGCCGUUUCCUUCUCAAGACAAGUAAUUAAGGACGGCCCCGCCCCCCUCCAAGUUUUUAAGCUCCAAGGUUCCCUGGGCAAAGAAAGCAAACCUUCAGUAGUCACACAUUACUCAACUAGCCUUUACGACACCCUCACUAGUGUGGUUAUUUGUUUCUUUUACAGAUAAAACAGGCUUAGGGACGCUGGCACACUUUGGGGGCACACUGCUGGGUCUGAGAAUGGAGUAGCCAGGCCUUCUUCCCUAUGGCCCAUGGUCACUUCUCCACCUAGACAUACCUCCCACCAUUUAAGCCCUCUAAAUUCCAACAAACACUUUCCAGGUUAAACCCAGAAGUCCAGCGUCAUCUCACCUCAGAAUCCCUCCAAUUCUCCUCUUCUGUAGCCCUACAUUUCCACAGGUCCCUUGUAAAGGCUCAUUCCCGGGAGGGGGCGUACGACCCUGCCUCCUCCAUCCAGAACUCCGGGAAUGUCUCCCAGGCUCUGGAACCAAACUGACCGCUCGCUCAGCCUGGUAUCCAGCGUCGUCGUCUCUUCAGCUGCCACCUGGGCCGCCGCAGGGCUCAGCUCUGGUUUUCCUUUCUCUUCUUGGAUGGGAAAACCGGGACUCAGAGCCACGGCAACUUCCCUAGGAUACACGGUCUGGGGAGAAGCCGGUGUGGUCUACCGUCCUUUGACCACAUGCGCCCCCUUCUCCAGGAGCCCGGCUCGCAGCGAGUAUCCGGAUCCGCGCAUGGCUCUGGACGCGCGGGGGAAAAGUUGUCAGCCGUGGCGUGCGCCUCUCACCUCGCGGUGCACUUCACCGGCCGCACCUUGCACACACCCCGCCCACGCCCCCUCUCCUCCUACCGCCCGCGCGUCGCCAAGCAAAGCCGCUCCCGGUCGGGUCCUCGCCCGGGUCGCCGCCGCUUCCGCCCGUCCGGCGCGCAGCCUGAGGAGCGCCGAGCCAUCGGAGCGCGCGGCGCGGCGCGGGACGGGCUGGGCGCGCACUCUCGGCGGUGCACACGGCGGACCAACUCUCCGGCGCGCGGGGUGCGUCGCCCGUCGCCGCCCCGGUACCGGGAGGCAGAGCGAGCGCUUUGUCCGCGAGCCCGCCCGGGACUCUGCCCCGAGGAGGCAGCCGCGCCGAGUCCCCGCCUCCGCCUCUGCCCCCGGGCGGGCCGGGCCGGCCGCGGUGGGGGGAGCCAGGCUGAGGGCGAGGGUGGGGGCGGGGGCGGGCUCAGGAGGAGAGAGGAGGGCAGUAGAGGCGGCGGGAGCGCCGGGUGCCGGGCCGGGGGAGCCGCGGGGCUCUCGGGAAGACGCGGAUGAUGAACAAGCUGUACAUCGGGAACCUGAGCCCCGCCGUCACCGCCGACGACCUCCGGCAGCUCUUCGGGGACAGGAAGCUGCCCCUGGCGGGACAGGUCCUGCUCAAGUCCGGCUACGCCUUCGUGGACUACCCCGACCAGAACUGGGCCAUCCGCGCCAUCGAGACCCUCUCGGGAGCAGAAAAAUCCAAAUUCGAAACAUCCCGCCUCACCUGCAGUGGGAGGUGCUGGAUGGCCUGUUGGCCGAGUGUGGGACAGUGGAGAACGUGGAACAAGUCAAUACAGAUACAGAAACUGCUGUUGUCAACGUCACCUAUACAACAAGAGAAGAAGCAAAGAUAGCAAUCGAGAAGCUAAGUGGACAUCAGUUUGAGAACUACUCCUUCAAGAUUUCCUACAUCCCUGAUGAAGAGGUGAACUCCUCCUCACCCCCUCAGCGAGUCCAGCAUGGGGACCACUCUUCCCGGGAGCAAGGCCACAGCCCCAGGAGCUCUUCUCAGGCCAGACAGAUUGAUUUCCCGCUGCGGAUCCUGGUCCCCACCCAGUUCGUUGGUGCCAUCAUCGGAAAGGAGGGCUUGACCAUAAAGAACAUCACCAAACAGACCCAGUCCCGGGUAGACAUCCACAGAAAGGAGAACUCUGGAGCCGCAGAGAAGCCCGUCACCAUCCAUGCCACCCCAGAAGGGACAUCUGAAGCGUGCCGCAUGAUCCUUGAAAUUAUGCAGAAAGAGGCUGACGAGACCAAACUAGCUGAAGAGGUUCCUCUGAAAAUCUUGGCCCACAAUGGCUUGGUUGGAAGACUUAUUGGCAAAGAAGGCAGAAAUCUGAAGAAAAUUGAGCAUGAGACAGGGACCAAGAUAACCAUCUCAUCCUUACAGGAUUUGAGCAUAUAUAACCCUGAGAGAACCAUCACGGUGAAGGGUACCAUUGACGCUUGUGCCAAUGCUGAGAUAGAGAUCAUGAAGAAACUGCGCGAGGCCUUUGAAAACGACAUGCUGGCCGUUAAUCAACAAGCCAAUCUAAUCCCAGGGUUGAACCUCAGUGCACUUGGCAUCUUUUCAACAGGACUGUCCGUGCUCCCUCCACCAGCAGGGCCCCGUGGAGGUCCCCCCAGUGUCCCCUACCACCCGUUCGCUACCCACUCCGGAUAUUUCUCCAGUCUGUACCCUCACCACCAUUUCGGCCCGUUCCCGCAUCAUCACUCCUACCCAGAGCAGGAGACUGUGAAUCUCUUCAUCCCAACCCAGGCUGUGGGUGCUAUCAUCGGGAAAAAGGGGGCGCACAUCAAACAGCUGGCUCGAUUUGCUGGAGCCUCCAUCAAGAUAGCUCCGGCAGAAGGUCCGGAUGUCAGCGAAAGGAUGGUCAUCAUCACCGGACCACCUGAAGCCCAGUUCAAGGCUCAGGGACGGAUCUUUGGGAAGCUGAAAGAAGAAAAUUUCUUUAAUCCCAAAGAAGAGGUGAAGCUGGAAGCCCACAUCCGAGUUCCUUCGUCGACAGCUGGCCGGGUGAUCGGCAAAGGGGGGAAAACCGUAAACGAGCUGCAGAACUUGACCAGUGCAGAAGUUAUCGUGCCUCGUGACCAAACGCCAGAUGAAAAUGCGGAAGUGAUCGUCAGAAUUAUCGGGCAUUUUUUUGCUAGCCAGACUGCGCAACGCAAGAUCAGGGAAAUUGUCCAGCAGGUGAAGCAGCAGGAGCAGAAAUACCCUCAGGGAGUCGCCUCACAGCGCAGCAAGUGAGGCCCCCCAGGCGCCAGCAAACAACCGAUGAAUGUAACCCUCCCAACACCUGACAGACGAGACCAAACAGCCAGCAGAUCGGGAGCAAACCAAAGACCAUCCUGAGGAGUGAGAAGUCUGUAGAGCAGCCAGGGCCUGCAGACCCCCACACAUCCUGGGAUCCAGGAGGCCGAGGGAGGGCCGGGUUCCCCAGGAACACCACUUGACCUGCGCCCAGCUUCCCCUGGCUUCUGCAGGCUUACCAUCAUCCACUGCCCAUCCACUCAGCUCCCUCCUCAGCUCCUAGGACGCCGUCCCUUCCAGUUGAACUAACAUAGGUGAACAUGCUCAAAGCGAGGCAAACCUCCGUAGCCUUUUCUUCGUUGUGGAAAGUGUCUCUGUACAUGGCUGUACAUACUAGAAGGGGAAGAUGUUAAGAUAAUGUUGCCUGUGGGUUACACAGGGCGCCUGCAGCGUUAAUAUAUUUUAGAAAUAAUAUAUCAAGUAACCCAACUCACUCCAAUUUUUACUCAAUUAUUAAUUUUGUUUUCUGUUGAAGAGAAAGCAGGCUUUUCUAGACUUCAAAGAAUAAAGUCUUGGUGAGGACCAUAGGUAGUGAAAGGAACUUUGAGCCACCCACACAAAAUUCACUUGGAGGGAAAUCUCGUCAAGGACACUUAACGGCAGUUGUGGAUCACCUGUGUCUAUCAACAGAAGGGAUACCGUCCCUGAGGAGGGCCCCCAGCCCUUGUCACCUGUUUAUCCCAUACACCCAUUUCUCUGCGGCACGGGUUUUAAACUGUUUUUUUUUUUUUUUUUUGCAUACUGCUAUAUAUUUCUGUCUCUGUUUAUCUCCCUCCCCUACCUUCCUCUCUCUUCUUUACCUGCCAUUCUUUGAAUUCCUUCAUCUUUUUCUGUCCCCACCCCAUAUCUAUGCACGCCCCCCCACCCCCCAGGCAAAGCAGUGCUCUGAGUAUCACGUCACACAAAAGGAACCAUUGCGAAACACAGGAACCAGCUUCAGCUUGCCCCUGGUUACUCAAGUGAACAAGAGUCGAUGGCACUUGUCCUAGCCUCUAGAAGAGGAACCCUCCAAACCAGCCAGCCAACCAAACAAAGGAAUGUUCCAGAAACAAAGAAUGUACUUUGUCUUUCUACAUUUUGGUAUAUAAGCCAUCAACAUUUAGUGAAAUUAUUUCUUCCUUUAAAAAUUGAAAGUGCAGGAAAAUAGCAAUUUAUACAAGGUUGUUGGCCCAGGGCGUUAAAUUCACAGAUUUUUUUUAAAAAUGAGAAAAACACACAAAUAAAGCUACCUCAGGUGUUUUUUUUACCUCAGCACCUCGCUCUUGUGUUUCCCUUAGAGAUUUUGUAAAACUGAUAGUUGGAGCAUUUUUUAUUUUUGUAAUAAAAAUGAGUUGGAAAAGGAAAAGCUUUCAACUGCCAGCCUGGAGCAGGCGGCAGCCCGAGUGUGCGGCUACCGGGCUGGCUCGUCUUCCGCUGGCCAAGAGCCUGCGUGGCCUUCUUGUGGACACAUCUAAAAAUGUUUAUUUUUUAAAAAUGACAAAAACAGAGAGAGAAUAUUGGAGCCGUCCUGAAUUUCAAUAGGGUGCGUGCCAUGAGGGCUUUUGCGCUGAAGGAUGACCACGGCCUGGUUAUGUGAAGAAGCCAAGAAAGACACCACCAGACUGCAAUGCCGGUUUCCUCUACUGCAAACAGUGUUCUUUGACAAAAAAAAAAA